This is a messenger RNA of Spinacia oleracea (spinach), 2283 nucleotides long. Its product is annotated as MDIS1-interacting receptor like kinase 2. Gene Ontology annotation, molecular function: ATP binding; protein tyrosine kinase activity. Bases 676 to 1941 code for a protein of 421 amino acids. The record is from RefSeq and is a predicted model, not a curated record. Lineage: Eukaryota; Viridiplantae; Streptophyta; Magnoliopsida; Caryophyllales; Amaranthaceae. The transcript is spliced from 2 exons. Gene Ontology annotation, biological process: protein phosphorylation.
GGUCCAAUCCCUCCAACUAUUGGGAAUCUUAGCAACCUUUUUGUCCUAAACCUUUCUUCAAAUAAACUCAAAGGAAAAAUACCACCGGAGAUUGGAGAUCUCACCAGGUUGACUGAUCUUGUUCUGUAUGCCAAUCAGCUCCAUGGGAAGUUUCCUGAUGCCUUGUUUCACCUUAGGAACCUAUCUAAAUUCUUUGUCUUCUCUAACAAACUUACCGGUGAAAUUCCAGCUGAACUUGGGAAGUUGCAGAACUUACUGGUUGUAAAUCUUGCCUCAAAUGAAUUAAGUGGGACAAUUCCUGAUGAACUGGGGCAUUUGAGAUUCCUUCAAAAACUUGACCUGAGCAAUAAUCACUUUGUAGGGUAUAUUCCACAAAGCAUAGGAAAUUUUCUAGGUCUCCAGUAUCUUGACUUAUCAGCAAACAAUCUGUCAGGCAAAAUCCCUGGAGUUCUUGGAAAUUGCAAUCAAUUAUUGAGCUUGAACUUGAGUCACAAUGCCUUAUCAGGCAAGGUACCCUCACAACUCAGGAAUUUGCAAGGGAUUCAGUUACUGUUAGACCUCAGUAGCAAUUCCCUCUUCGGAUCAAUUCCGCAUCUUGAUAACCUUGAAUCCUUGCUAAUCUUGAACCUAUCCCACAAUCAUUUCACAGGCAUUAUCCCACAAUCACUAUCUAAGAUGAUUAGCCUACAGUUCUUUGAUCUUUCCUACAACAAUAUUUCGGGUUCAGUCCCGGAGGAUACAUUUUUUCUACAACGUGGGUUGUUCAUAGGAAAUCGUUAUCUUUGUGGAAACCCAUUUGGAUUAUCCCCUUGCAGCUAUAACAACUCUUACACAAAGCAUGAUUCCAAUUAUAACUCUCACAGAAAGCGCAAAAAAGUGGUUAUUGUAGUUGUACCACUACCCAUCAGUUCUGUUUUGCUUCUUUCAGCUUGUGCAGUUGCAGUUUGGUUAUAUUUCCAAAAGUAUAAGCAGCAUAAUGUUAAGACCAUAAUGACAGAUAUAAGAAAUUUAGAGUCUUUUAUAUGUAGAAUUCAAAGAAAAUUUAGAUUUUGGGAAAUCAAAACUGCUACUGAUGACUUUAGUGAUGCCUACCUUAUUGAAAAAGGCAGGUAUGGAAGCGUAUAUAGAGCAUCUUUGUCUUCAGGUCAAGUAUUUGCUGUUAAGAAGCUCAAUAUGGCAGACUUUCCCUUGACAAAUAGGCGUAGCUUUGAGUAUGAGAUAAGAACACUGACAGAGGUUAGGCACCGGAAUAUAAUCAAGUUAUACGGUUAUUGUUCUGCAAAGGGCUCUACAUACCUGGUCUAUGACUAUGCUGAAAGGGGAAGCUUGAGGAAAAUGUUGUACAGUGAAGAAACCACAGUGGAACUAGGGUGGGAAAGAAGAGUGAAUACUGUAAAAGGGUUAGCUCAUGCAGUCUCUUACUUGCACCAUGAUUGUACCCCACCCAUUAUUCAUCGUGACAUAGCCAUAAACAAUGUGUUGCUUGAUAAAGAAUUUGAGCCUCGGCUAUCAGAUUUUGGCACCGCAAAGCUUCUUAGCUCGGAUACGUCCAACUGGACCUCAGUAGCUGGUACUCAUGGAUAUAUGGCCCCAGAACUGGCUCUGACAAUGAGAGUGACGGAAAAGUGUGAUGUUUAUAGCUACGGAGUAGUGGCUUUAGAAGUUAUGAUGGGGAAACAUCCAGGAGAACUUCUAUUUGCGUUAUCAUAUUCCGUUCAGAAGCAUGAAUUGCUGUUGAAAGACAUUUUAGACCAACGUAUGCCACCACCUACACAUCAUAUAACAAAAGAAGUGGUGCCUGCGGUCAGAUUAGCUUUAUUAUGCACGAGUACAGAACCAGCCUUGAGGCCUACAAUGUCUUAUGUGGCUCAGAAACUAUCUGCUCGAACACACAAUCAGCUGUCAGUGCCCUUUGAAACCAUUACACUUGCUGAAUGUUGAAGAAAGUCCAUGUGCUGAUAUUAAAGAAACUUUGAGUUUAGGUUUUCAUAAUUGUAGUUAGAAUGUUAGAUGCAAUGGCAAAUUAAUUAUUUCCUACUGCGGUUUACUUGGACUCAAGUUGUAUCUUGUAUGCCAAUAACCUCAAGAAAAAUGGAGCAGAAGACAAUCCAAAAAGAGAGAUGUUAGAAAAUAAGUGUGAGUAUUGUGUCCCACAUCUGACGGUGAAAUAAAAAACUUCUAGUUUAUAGCCUAAGUGAGUUACUCCUCAUAUUGCCAAUUGGUUUUAUGACGAAAUCUUACUUGGGCUAUGUUAAUGGACGGAACCUUAGUUGCGGUUGACGC